AUAGAUAAUAACAUUGACCAUGACGACGCUAAAACGGCAUGAUUCAGUGAAACAUAAAAGCGAAUAGCUGAACAGAGACUAUCAUAACAUUAACAGUGAGUAGUGUAAAUGGUCAACGUGAAAAGAUAAACGUUGCGGAAAAAUUGUUUGUAAUGCUGAGGAUGGGUUUCGUAUUCGGCAGUCUAACCGUUGAUUUGUUAGCAGCGUUGCUAAUAAUAGCCACAAGUGUUUACUUUUAUGCUACGCUGCACACGUACGCCUACUGGAAAAAACGCGGUGUUAAGUUUAUCGAACCAACAUUUCUGUUCGGGAAUUUCGGACCGACAUUUCGGCAAAAAUUAAGUCUCGGAGAAGUGGUGCAGACAUUCUACAACUCCACAUCAGACGCAUUCAUCGGCAUUUUCGUUGCCUUUAAACCGACAUUGGUGGUACGCGAUCCGGAAUUGGCUCGAACCGUUUUGAUCAAAGACUUUCAACACUUCCAUGACCGCGGAAUCGUUAUCGACGAGGAGCGUGAUCCCCUGUCUGGCCAUCUGUUUUCAUUGGGUGGACAGAAAUGGGAUAAUCUACGAGCAAAACUUUCGCCAACCUUUACCUCUGGUAAGCUGAAGGCGAUGUUUCCAACGCUUGUGGCUUGUGGUGAUCCGUUAAAGAAAUUCAUGGAACAGGCGGCAAUUAAGGGGGAAACGAUUGAAGUCCGUGAAGUUUUGGCUCAAUACACCACGAAUGUAAUCGCCUCGGUGGCUUUCGGUAUCGAAAUUGAUUGUGUCGCAGACCCAGAUACAGAUUUCAGGAAAUAUGGAAGGAAGGUGUUCGAGCCAACCUUUAGGAAUGCAGUAGGCACCAUGAUUCAAAUACUAUUCCCCCAAAUCAUGUUCUUAAUUAAAAUGAAAUCGGUUGCGCAAGAGGUUGAAGAUUUCAUUAUAUCGAUGGUAAAAGGCACAUUGGACUACAGAGAAAAGAAUAAUGUUGUGCGGAAGGAUUUCUUCCAAUUGAUGAUCCAGCUACGAAACACUGGAUCGAUUCAAUUGGACGACCAGUGGGAAACGAAAAUCGUUAACGAUUCCCAAAAGAAACUGUCGAUCAACGAAAUGGCUGCUCAGGCGUUCGUGUUCUGGCUAGCUGGCUUCGAGACGUCGUCAACGACAAUGGGUUUCUGCUUAUAUGAACUGGCUAGAAAUCAAGACAUUCAGAAUCGUGUGCGCAAAGAAAUUGACGACGUACUCGCCGAACAUAAUGGCGAAGUAACUUACGAAUCGAUCAACGAUAUGAAGCUAUUGGAAUUGUGCAUCGAUGAGACGUUACGUAUGUAUCCGCCGGUUUUCAAUUUGAUACGGGAGUGCACCAAAGAAUGGAAAAUGCCGGGUACGAACAUUAAGAUAGAAAAGGGAGUCGGUGUUGUUGUACCAAUAUUUGCACUGCAAAGAGAUCCCAAAUAUUAUCCGAAUCCAGAACAAUUUCAACCGGAACGUUUUAAUGCUGAAAAUUCGACGGGUAAAACGUUUUUGAACCGGCCAUACAUGCCAUUCGGCGAGGGUCCGAGAAUAUGCAUUGGACAACGACUUGGCAAAAUGCAAACCAAAGUUGGCCUGCUGUUACUACUACAGAAUUACAAAUUUAAUUUAAGCGGAAACACGCUUCAACCGCUCAAAAUAAGUCCGGUAAAUUUCUUGUUUGCACCAGUCGGCGGUCUACAACUGAAAGUGACGAAGAGAUAAUUUGAUAUGCAAAAUUGUUCCCGAACUGAGCGGGAAAUUAAACGUGAAAAAUAAAGGCGAAGCAAAAUUUCUUGAAUGCCUGUUCAAUG
Messenger RNA from Bradysia coprophila, 1807 nucleotides. RefSeq lists its product as uncharacterized. Gene Ontology annotation, molecular function: oxidoreductase activity, acting on paired donors, with incorporation or reduction of molecular oxygen; monooxygenase activity; iron ion binding. NCBI's taxonomy places the organism in Eukaryota, Metazoa, Arthropoda, Insecta, Diptera, Sciaridae. The record is from RefSeq and is a predicted model, not a curated record.